AUGUCUAAUAAGAACUUAGAAGUUAAAAGAUCUACCGACACGCAAAUUGUAAAUAAAAUUAAUUCAACGAAGCAAUUAAAUGGUUCCAAAGUGUCUAUUGCAAAAGCAACACCACGUUUACCUGCACAGAAUUUUACUAGUUUAUUGGAACAAGCGCAGAAGAAUGAUUCUUCUGCCGUAGAGCAAUUGUAUAAUGAAUUAGAGUCUUCGUCGAAAUCAAACAAAAAAGUUAUUCCACAACAGCCAAAAAAGGUAGUGUCAGUAGAUGGAUUGGGGGUUACUGCUGGAUUAAACCUUUCUCAUUCUGCUGCUCGAGAAAAGCAGAAAGAACUUAAACAAAAAAGUAAAGUUGAAGCACAAAUGGCUGAACGAGUUGCUUUAAAUUCACAAAAAUCUGUUAAGCCAAACAAAACAAUUAAUACAAAAAUGCCUUCUAACAAUCAAAAAUUAAUAAUUUCUCAAUUUUCUACAACAAAAAAUUAUUCACAACCUUCGACAGAUUCAUCUCAUAAAAAGCUUUCUUCAUUGCCAACAAAUGGACUUGAGAAGCAAGAAUCGUCGAGAAUGAAUGGUCCACCUAUUAACAAAACUAUAACCAAAAAGUAUAUUAUAUUUUAA
This is a messenger RNA of Meloidogyne enterolobii, 618 nucleotides long. Lineage: Eukaryota; Metazoa; Nematoda; Chromadorea; Rhabditida; Meloidogynidae. The record is from the annotation of a GenBank genome assembly.